Molecule: messenger RNA, 2520 nt
Organism: Trichoderma atroviride IMI 206040
Lineage: Eukaryota; Fungi; Ascomycota; Sordariomycetes; Hypocreales; Hypocreaceae
Source: RefSeq, a predicted model, not a curated record
UUUGUCAACAAGCCGCAAAUCAUCGUCGUGGGAGACCAGGGCUCCGGCAAGAGCUCCGUCCUCGAGGCCAUCUCGCGCAUCCACUUCCCCGUCGGCGAUGGCAUCUGCACGCGGUUUCCCAUCGAGCUGGUGCUACGGAGAGCUCCUCGAGAGAGCACCUAUCUGGAAGUCUUCUUUUCGCGAACCACGCGGACAAGAGAGCCAUUCAUCCAUGUGGGAUUUUCAAGAGACGAGUUGCCGGCUCUCAUCACCAGGGCAAAGGAGCACAUGGGCCUGGAAGAUGGAAAGGCCACGGGCUUCUCGAGAGACAUCCUGCUGAUCGAAAUGGAGGGCCCAGACCUCCCUUCGGUGACUCUGGUCGAUCUGCCCGGCGUCAUCCAUCCUGGCUUCUCGUCACAGCUUCAGGACUGGAAGCCCGUUGUCGAUGACUUGGUCGAUAGCUACAUGAGGCGGCCAAACAGCAUCAUCCUCACGGUUGUCUCAGCAGACGUUCCACUCUCCGCACAUGCCGUCUUGAACAAGGCGGCGAGAUUUGAUCCUGAUGGAGACCGCACCAUUGGAGUCAUCACCAAGCCCGAUCUCUGCCCAAGCACAAACAUAGAAGAUCAAUACAUCAAGCUUGCCAAAGGGCAAGAGUCCAACCACCAUCUGCCACUUGGUUGGCAUGUUUUGCGCAAUCGUGGAUCCAAAGAGCCAGCAAUGGACUACGACGAGAGAGACCUUGCAGAGGACGACUUUCUCGCAGAAGGGACUCGGAAAUGGUGGAGGCUGCCUUUAGACAAGGUAGGAGUCGAUGGCCUUCGGAGAAAUCUGGCAGAAGUUCUCCUCAACCACCUUAGAAGCAGGCUCCCAGAUCUUAUUGGAGAGGUUGAAACCGAGAUUGCGAUUGGCCAGACGCGCCUCAAGAGGAUAGGAGCAUCCAGAGCCAACAUCAACGAGAUGCGAGACUAUCUGCUCGGCAUAUCGGCCACUUUCCACAGGCUGGCAGAGCAUGCCGUUGAAGGACGGUACAACGAUCCAUUCUUUGCGAGUCCCACCGUGCAAGAAACUAGCAGGAUCAAGUUCAGAAAGCUGAGGGCUUUGCUUCGAAACUUGAAUCGGGCGUUUCAUCUCACCAUGAAGCGCAAAGGAGCCAGAUACAAGAUUCAAUGGGAGCAUGAGCAGCAAGACAACGGCGUGGGCGCAGAAGAGCAGAUUUCCAACUACAUGGCCGAUGCUGAGUCCCCGGAAUAUCUCCAGCCUUAUCUCGACCUGUACGAUUUCCCAGACCCGACGCCAAAGUCAGAGGCCACGGUCAACACCAGAAUCGAGCGAAUCGCUUCCGGCAGCCAGGGCGUUGAAUUUCCCGGCGUGCCAAACAGCGAUCUCAUCAUGCAGCUUUUCCGUGAUCUCUCUGAGCCAUGGACACGCAUUGCUCUCCGCCACAUUGACAUUGUCGUCGAACGGACGAGACUCUUUGUCUACCAUUUGUUUGACUACAUCUUGGAAGACGACACAAAGACUCGAGAUGCCAUCCUGGCCGAGUACGUGGAUCCUGUGUUUGAAACCACCAUCGAGACGCUCAAGAGCAAGUUGACCGAGAUUAUGCGCCCCUACACGUCGGGCCAUGGCCUUCCACUUGAUUUGGAGUUUCGAACGGGGAUCUCAAAGCGCAAGCUUGCGCUCAUGGAUGCGAAUGGCAUGACGCUGAGUAGCGACUUUGGAGCGGAUGUUGUUAUCGACAUGAUGUUGACGCAUUACGAGGCAAGCCUCAAAACCUUUACAGACAACGUCAUCCACCUAGUCAUCGAAAACUGCCUCGUUUCUAACCUCCCCGACAUCUUCUCCACAAAGAUUGUAACGCAGAUGAGCGACGACACACUCAGACAAGUCGCCGAAGAGUCGCCCAAAGUGAGGGAAGAAAGAACCAAGCUGGAGGAUGAGAUUGAGAAACUGAGACUCGGACUGCAAGAGUGCCAGCGUUCCAGACCUAGAAAUUUCUCAGCCUUAAAGCCCGUAUUUGGGUCUCAAAACCCUCCAAAAGCGGCUGCUGAUUCCUCUGGCUCUGAUUCUACUGCGGCGAAUACAACUACAACUGCCAAGCCUGUAUUUAGCUCUCCGGACCCCCCAAAGGCGACUGUGGGCUCUACAUCUAAUUCUACUGCAUCUCCAGCUCCUGUUGCUGCGUUUGGCUCUGUACUUUUGGCCAAGAAUGCCGCCCAAGUACCGUCUCUUGGUGGUGACAAGGCCCCGGCUGCAGCUUUUGGUUCAGUCCCGGUAGCCAAACCGUCUCUUUUUGGUGCAGCAGCCACGACUACUCAAGCUCAGGCCCCCAAGUCGUCUCUUUUUGGCUCUGGUGCAACAACUACAUCUUCUCAAGCUCCUGCUCCCAAGUCGUCUUUUUUCAGUUCUGGUGCAACAACUGCUCCCAAGUCGUCUUUUUUCAGUUCUGGUGCAACAACCUCGACUUCUCAAGCCCCUGCUCCCAAGUCGUCUUUUUUCAGUUCUGGUGCAACAACCUCGACUUCUCAGGCCCCUGCU